AUGACCUUCCCUCCCCCACACCCUUCCGCCCAAUCGUCGAUUGCUUCUGGCACCGAUAAAUCUUCUUCGACCAGGACUGAUAUUGGUGCCUGGGGUCGGUCCGUGUCGCAGUCCGGCGCACGUCGUGGGUUGACUCCACUCGCGACUAACAUAUCCUCUGCCGCUCCUCCCACGGCCUCCCGGGGCUUGGACGCAGGCCUUGGAGUUUCAACACCAUCGUCCUUUUCUGCCGUAUUGAGCUCUGCCAGGGGUGGUAUCACCGGUGGAAGUCCCAAACCCACAUCUUCACCGUUUGGCUCAUUGCAAUCUGGCUCGCAACAGCACGCAACAAACAUCUCGUCUCCUAAGUUCCGAUCUCACACCCCUUCCAUAGGGUCCCAUUUGGCCUCGUCUACAGGCUCCGUUCCGGGUGGAGGAGGUACUGGGGGAGGAGGUGGCGGGCCGGGAUCUUCCAGAGGCGUCUUCUCGCCGCUCUCGUCCGGAACAACCGUGAAUUCUCCCACAGGCUUCGCGUCUGACAAGUCGGGAUCCGCAGCCGCUCACUCGAGCCAGUCUUCGCUUACAAAGAUCUCCAUCGCACAAGUGUUCUUGCUGCUAGAUUCCAUCACAGAGAAAGAAGGCAAAGAGAAGUGGGAAACAAAAGCUGCUCAAAUACAUAAGCUCGUAACAUCGAACGGAAUGGAGGUCUUUUCUAAAUACUUUCGCCGCCUCCUAACCGGCAAUGCACCACAAAUAUUCCCUGGUGUGAACAAGCCCGUCGAGAAUGCGGGCAACUACCCUCUCCUUGUCCAGGAGCUACAGAAAGUGUCCUCAGACAUGGAGCAGUCCCAGAAGAUCGCCGAAACAGUAGAUACUUCUGAAGGAGAUAUCUUCCGUGACUUUGACCUUUCCACUUUCUUGGACCAUUUCCGACUGGAUCCAAUUGUCAAGGUAGCACUGGCUUUGGCAUUUAAGCUGACCAGCAAGUCGGAUCUCCGCGCUAAAGCUGAUGCUAUUCUCUCCCAAUCCGUUGGCCCCUUCCUGCAGAGCUUGGCAAACCCAACCGAAGUGACCAAGGACUACCACAACUCUUUCCUCGGAAUGACCAUCGAGCGAUUCAUUCUAUUCCCUCCCCGCAAUUUUACCGACGAUGUCAAGGCGAAGUUGGUAUAUGCAGCCAAUCUCCGAUACCAGAAGCUCGGCUCAGAUAUGCCAUUCGAAGUCUCCUCUGCUCUCCAGAUGUUCAACUUUGUCAGCCCACAAUACACCCUUGUGCGGCAGCUUCAUGCAAAGGGACCCCGCGCAACUGCAAGCAUUGAGACCAUCAGCGAGGUGAUCAACGCAGACCCCAAAAAUUGGAGCGAAGAACAUAUGGCAAGCGCCCUUCUAUUCAUGGUUCUAUCGCAAUAUUGGGAACAAUUCUCGCUCGAGGCAUUCCUGAGAGCCUUCGCCGAUAGGCCAAUCAAUUGGCCGCUGGUGUUCCGGAACUUCGAUCGCGAGGGCCUCCGAGUGGAUCCAAAGCAAUUCACCAAAUUGUACAAUGUUCUUGCCGCCAUGUCGGCCGAUGACCCUUCUUUGGAUGUCCAGAAGCUUUGGGCCGGAGAUUGGGAGCACCGUGACACCCAGAUGUCAUUCCUGACAGCUUUUGUGGCCUCCCGAAUUGAUCCAUCGCAGAUCAACAACCUUCGCGCAACCUUCCCUGCCGAUUUCUUUGAUGAUGCCCCUGAAAUCGUCAAAUUGCAAGGCGAGCGAGCAGUGAAGUCCCCUCUUCGGUCCAUGGACGCCAUGAAAUCAAUCUUCGACCUUGCCUUAUUCUCACAAGCUUCGUGGGCUGCAGCUGAGAGCCAGCUCCUCAUCAAAGCGGUUGUUCAAUACGACCUGCCGGUUUUCCUCUGUUCCGCUCUUGCAAUUCCGCAACCGUGGUCAAGUGUUCAACAGAGCUUUGUGCUGCGCACAUUCAUUGUUUUCAUCUCCAAGCAGGAAGAUGGAUAUCAGCUCGCUCUCCAUGGCGCUUGGCGGCAAGACCGACAGUGGGUAUCAGAGCAGCUCUUUACCACUUUCACACAGGAUCCCACAUCCACUGCAGUGAUUUAUGAGCAUGCCGCUGCAUACGGGUGGCUUGAUUAUCUCCUUGGUUUUACCAACGGACUUGCCCUUGAUCUCGCUUGCUACUCCCACCGUAAGAGUACUUUCGACCUCGAACAGUGGGUGCAGAAUGCUGCACAGAAGGGUGCAAUUGAUAUGGGUGGUCUGCUGUCGAAGUUCCUUCGAAUCAAGGCGGAAGAUGAACUGCACGUCCAACGGAAGGAGCAAUCUGCUCACCAAAUGGUCAGCCUCGCAGUAAAGACUGUUUAUACACUCUUGUCCGUGUUGGAAGAAUAUGUCGGAGACCGUGAAAACCUCACACCUGUACAGCGCAUCUGCAUCCAGACCUAUCCUCGUCUAAUCAACUAUGGCGAAGGAUUCGACGAUAUCAUUGAUGCCAAUGGCGAGAACGGCAACACGUUGCCUGACUCCAUCGACAAGCAAAUGCAAGAGCUCUUUGGUAAAAUGUACCACGAGGAGUUGUCGCUGCGUGAGAUGCUGGAAUUAAUGCGCAAGUACAAGUCUUCGCGGGACCCCACCGAACAAGAUUUGUUCGCCUGCAUGGUGCAUGGUCUCAUCGACGAAUAUCAUUGCUACCAUGAGUAUCCGCUCGAGGCUUUGACUAAGACUGCGGUCAUGUUCGGCGGCAUCAUCAACUUCCGUCUUGUUGACGGCAUCACGCUGAAGGUCGGUCUCGGCAUGAUCAUCGAGGCCGUUCGAGAACACGAACCUCACGAUCCGAUGUACAAAUUCGGCGUCGAGGCGAUUGAGCAGCUCAUCAACCGUCUUCCCGAAUGGGGAGGUUUCUGCCACCUGCUUCUCCAAAUCCCGUCUCUGCAAGGCACCCCCAUCUACCAAAAGGCCGAGGAGGUAAUUCGUGACCACAAAAAUAAGGUUGGCGAAGCCGAGGCGGGUCCCUUUGAUGGCCUUGCUGCUGUGCCUGUGACUAACGGCAACGCUGUUGAAUCUCCCGUUGCUGACGGCUCCGUUCGCAAGUUCCGUGCUGUGCAACUCGACCCUCCUCUUCGAUCCGAGCUCUACGAAGACCCGGACGAAGAUAUCCAAGACAAGAUACUUUUCGUUCUCAACAAUGUUUCCGAGCAAAACAUUGACGAGAAGCUCGAAGAUCUGCGAGAAGUGCUGCGCGACCAACACCAUCAGUGGUUCGCCGCAUACUUGGUGGAGGAACGCGCCAAGCUGCAGCCUAACUUCCAGCAGCUUUACCUUGACCUUCUUGGCCGCAUUGGCGACAAGAUCCUUUGGGCCGAGGUUUUGCGGGAGACCUAUGUUAGCGUCGCCAAGCUGAUCAACUCGGAGAACACCCUUAGUUCAUCGACUGACCGCGGUCACCUGAAGAACCUUGGCGCUUGGCUAGGUUCACUUACUAUUGCCAAAGACAAGCCUAUCAAGCACAAGAACAUUUACUUCAAAGGUCUGCUUCUCGAAGGCUAUGAUACUCAACGCCUCAUGGUCACGAUUCCAUUCACUUGCAAGGUCCUUGUCCAGGCUACCAAAUCCACAGUCUUCAAGCCACCCAACCCUUGGCUGAUGGAUAUUUUGGGCCUGCUGUUGGAGCUUUACCAUUUCGCUGAAUUGAAGCUCAACCUCAAGUUCGAGAUUGAGGUUCUGUGUAAAGAUCUCGACCUUGACCACAAGACAAUUGAGCCCUCGGUUGUUAUUCGGGAUCGUGCUGCACAUGCCGAAGAACUGCUGCCAACUGCCAACGUCCCAGAGGGACUCGGCGAGCCGUUUGAGGACUUGUCCCCCAACCCGAUCACCCAAGCUAUCCGGAAUGAGAGAUUGUCUCCGGCCGCCAUCAUGUCCACCCUGCCAAGUCUUGACAAGAUCCUCGUCUUACCCUCAUCGGCGAGCAGCAUGGUUGAUCCCACCAUACUCAAACAGAUUGUGCACACUGCUGUCGAGCGCGCUAUUGCGGAGAUCAUCACCCCUGUCGUUGAGCGCUCUGUGACCAUUGCAUCUAUUUCGACUGUUCAACUUGUCUCAAAAGACUUUGCCAUGGAGCCUGACGAGGAACGCGUUCGCCAUGCUGCUGGUAUCAUGGUGAGACAGCUCGCCGGUAGCCUGGCACUUGUCACCUGCAAGGAGCCUCUGAAGGUUAGCAUGACCAACUACAUCCGAAUGAUUCAGCAAGACUACUCCGAGCAACCUAUGCCCGAGGGUUUGAUUCUGAUGUGCGUGAACGACAAUCUUGAUGCUGCUUGCGGCAUUGUUGAGAAAGCUGCGGAAGAGAAGUCUCUACCUGAGAUUGAGAAGGUGAUCGAGCCACAACUAGAGGCUCGUCGCCGCCACCAGGCCAGCCGCUCUAACGACCCGUUCAUUGACCCUUCAAUGAACCGUUGGGGUCUGUUCAUUCCAGAGCCGUACAGGCAGGCCCCCGGUGGUCUCAACAAAGAGCAACUUGCAAUCUACGAAGAGUUUGCCCGCCAAUCCCGUGGACCGGCCCCAUCCACUGACUCGUCGGCGGGCCGUCAACUUCCAGAUGUGCUUGGGGAAUCCUAUCCUGCUAUUCCUAAUCUCUCCACCCCGGCCGAACAGCCAGCCAUUCCUCACAGAACCCCCCAGGCCCAGCCUGCUGUAUCUCAAUUGCCCCCUGUCCAGACCAACGGGUUCCUUGAUGCCCAAAGUCCUCGGGAAAGAGUGGAAAGCCUCGUUUCCGACCUUCAGCAAUCUGCUCGCAGCGCUCCUGAAGAGCACGUCAAGGACCUUGGCAGAGACAGUGUGGUGCUUCAAGAGUACAAUCAGGCUCUGCGCAGUAUUCUCAACUCGACCAACGGAGAGGAGCUGGCAAGACUGACCUCAUUUAAGGUCUGCACUGUGCUGUAUUCCCAGCAGCAUGGUUCUCUCGAGAUUGAAGUUCUCGUGCAUCUUCUUGCCAAAUUGUGCGAUAUGUCCAGCCUCAUUGCUCGGUACACGUGGGCCCUGCUUUCCGAAGUUGAUGAUGAGCACAUGUUUAAUGUGCCAGUCACUGUUGCCCUCAUUGACGCAGGCCUACUGGAUAUUCGCAGAGUGGAUACCAACCUGACCCGCCUCAUCCUGUCAAGGAAUGUGCCCGCUUUGGAGUUGCUGGGCAAUCUGAUGGAUCGCGUUCUCUUUAGCGAAGAACCCUCGGCCCUUCGAUCAGACUUCUCCGGCAGCCUGGACGCCAUGAACCAAUGGCUUGUUGAGGAUCCAAAUAUUGCCCCCGGAGUCGAGAUUCUGCGAAAGUUGCGCGAGUCUGGUAUUCCCGAAUUUGUCAACUCUCUUCUCAGCGACCAAGCCCGAUCCAAGCGAGACCAGAUGGAGUAUAUCUUCAGCGAGUGGAUCGGUAUCUACAAGGCUCCCGGUGCCACUGACCGCACCUUCCACUCUUUCCUCCAGGAUCUCCAUAAUCGUCAAGUGAUGAGCAGCCAGGAGGAUUCCGCAUUGUUCUUCCGUCUCGGCAUCGACAUCUCCGUCGCCAUGUUUGAGCAUGAGUCUCAGAAUCCCAAUGGCGGCAGCAUUGAUGAAGCUUUCCUCUACAUCGAUGCCCUCGCUAAGCUCGUGAUCCUUCUAGUUAGAUUCCAGGGUGAGAGUGCUGGCGCCGUCAAAGCCAGCAAGGCUAGCUACUUCAACUCCAUUCUGUCUCUCUUGGUCCUGGUCCUCAAUCACCACCAGGUCAUGAGAGGUGAGGCUUUCAACCAACGUGUGUUUUUCCGCCUCUUCUCUAGCAUUCUCUGCGAGUACUCGAUGAACGGGCUCCAGCGCACAGAGCAACAUCAGGGCAUGAUUUUCGCCUUGGCCAACAAGUUCCUGUCUUUCCAACCGCGUUACGUGCCUGGGUUUGUGUACGGCUGGCUUUGCUUGGUUUCUCACCGCGUGUUUAUGUCCGAUAUGCUCAACAUGCCUGAUCGUGCCGGAUGGGCGCCUUACUGUGAAAUCAUGCAGGCAUUGCUGUCCUACAUGGGUGAGCAACUGAAGGCCGCCAACAUUACAUACGUUGCCAAAGAUCUUUACAAGGGCGUUCUGCGUAUCUUGUUGAUCCUGCACCACGAUUUCCCCGAGUUUGUUGCUGAGAAUCAUUUCCAAUUCUGCAAUGUCAUCCCGGCCCAUUGCGCUCAGCUCCGCAAUCUUGUUCUGAGUGCCUAUCCUUCGUCGUUCCAGAAACUUCCUGAUCCCUUCCGCGAGGGCUUGAAGGUCGAGCGCAUCGAGGAAAUGCGUGAAAUCCCUAAGAUUGCCGGUGAUAUCGUUGCUCCUUUGCAGAAUGCCAAUAUCAAGGACAUCGUCGACAGCGCGCUCCAAACCGAGAGCAUCUCCGAGACCGCCGUUCAGCAGCUUUGCGACGCGAUUCUCACUCCCGAGGCUAAGGACACUGGUCUGUUCUUCGUCCCGGUCAAUGUUGAUGUCGUCCUGGUGAAUGCGCUCGUUCUGUACAUCGGUCAGCAAGCCGCAGUGCAGCAUGCCUCCAAGGGCAACACCCGCAGCGCCUUUGAGAACUCGAUUCACGCCACUCUCCUAGACAAGAUCACCCAGGCCCUGCGACCUGAAAGUCGCUACUAUUUCAUCAGUGCCAUGGCCAACCAGCUUCGUUACCCCAACAGCCACACCUACUUCUUCAGCUUCACAAUUCUCCGUAUCUUCGGUGUGGACUACAAUGAGCAGGAUGACACGGAUGUCCGCCAGCAGAUCAUUCGUGUUUUGUUAGAGCGACUGAUCGUCCAUCGCCCGCAUCCAUGGGGCCUGAUCAUCACCCUGCAGGAGCUCCUCCAAAACCGGGCCUACGCAUUCUUCCGCCUUCCCUUCAUCCAGGCGGCCCCUGAGAUUGGACGUCUCUUCGAUGCCCUUCUCACACACAUCCAGCAGCAGAGCCCUCGGCCUAUCACCUAA
Messenger RNA from Penicillium bovifimosum, 6927 nucleotides. RefSeq names its product CCR4-NOT core subunit CDC39. Lineage: Eukaryota; Fungi; Ascomycota; Eurotiomycetes; Eurotiales; Aspergillaceae. The transcript is spliced from 4 exons. Gene Ontology annotation, molecular function: molecular adaptor activity. The record is from RefSeq and is a predicted model, not a curated record. Bases 1 to 6927 code for a protein of 2308 amino acids. Gene Ontology annotation, cellular component: P-body; CCR4-NOT core complex. Gene Ontology annotation, biological process: nuclear-transcribed mRNA catabolic process, deadenylation-dependent decay.